This is a messenger RNA of Prosopis cineraria, 2100 nucleotides long. RefSeq names its product zinc finger CCCH domain-containing protein 4-like. Gene Ontology annotation, cellular component: Prp19 complex; U2-type catalytic step 2 spliceosome; U2-type catalytic step 1 spliceosome. The record is from RefSeq and is a predicted model, not a curated record. NCBI's taxonomy places the organism in Eukaryota, Viridiplantae, Streptophyta, Magnoliopsida, Fabales, Fabaceae. Gene Ontology annotation, molecular function: pre-mRNA binding; U6 snRNA binding; metal ion binding. The coding region runs from base 376 to 1848 and encodes 490 amino acids. The transcript is spliced from 4 exons.
CAUCGUACUUUUGCAGAAAGUGUGAGGCCUGGACUCUUAACCCUUGCCCCUUGCUGCUUUUGCCUACCCUGCACCGUGACCGUGAACGUUAUUCCGGCCAGAGCUCGCUGGAAGGGAGGGACUUGUUCGGUUCGCUGGCCAUCGUGAGUCUUUUUCUGAUUUUAUAAUCAGUUAUCGGGUCAAAAAUAAAUAACCAGCCCCUAAACGAGAUUCGAGUGUAUUGGAGAAUUCGGAUUCGACCCGUGGAUAAUCGCUCGCCAUUGUUUUGUUCGUUGGGCAAGCCAUCUGCCACCCUUUCAGCCUUUCCGACGUUCGCCGAGGCUCAUUGAAGCAAACAAGGAAAAAAGGAUCUUUGAACCAAAUCCAGAUUUGAGCAUGGCGCAUAGGUUGCUUAGAGACCAUGAGGCAGAUGGUUGGGAACGAUCUGAUUUCCCUAUUAUCUGCGAAUCAUGUCUGGGUGACAACCCAUAUGUUCGUAUGACAAGAGCUGAGUAUGAUAAGGAGUGUAAGAUUUGUACACGGCCAUUUACUGUUUUUAGAUGGAGACCUGGUCGAGAUGCAAGAUAUAAGAAAACUGAGAUCUGCCAAACAUGUAGUAAACUGAAAAACGUUUGUCAAGUCUGCCUUCUGGAUCUUGAAUAUGGAUUACCAGUUCAAGUCCGAGACACUGCUCUCAGCAUUAGCUCCCAUGAUGCUAUUCCAAAGAGUGAUGUUAAUCGGGAGUAUUUUGCUGAAGAACAUGAUCGCAAGACUCGAGCUGGCUUGGAUUAUGAAUCCUCAUAUGGAAAAGUACGCCCAAAUGAUACUAUUUUGAAGCUUCAAAGGACAACACCAUACUACAAAAGAAACCGGGCUCAUGUUUGCAGUUUCUACAUAAGGGGUGAGUGUACCAGAGGAGCUGAAUGCCCUUAUAGGCAUGAGAUGCCAGUGACUGGGGAGUUGUCACAACAAAAUAUCAAAGAUCGUUAUUAUGGGGUGAAUGAUCCUGUGGCGUUGAAGUUACUUGGCAAGGCAGGAGAGAUGACCUCUCUGGAGCCUCCAGAGGAUGAGACCAUUAAAACUCUCUAUGUUGGUGGGCUUGAUGCUAGGGUUAGUGAGCAGGAUCUGCGUGAUCACUUUUACGCCCACGGUGAAAUAGAAUCCAUCAAGAUGGUGCUCCAACGGGCUUGCGCUUUUGUAACCUACACAACCAGAGAAGGUGCAGAAAAAGCAGCAGAAGAGCUCUCCAACAAGCUAGUUAUCAAGGGCCUAAGGUUGAAGCUGAUGUGGGGCAGACCUCAGACAUCUAAACCUGACUCUGAAGGUUCCGAUCAAGCGAGGCAGCAGGCAUCUGUGGCUCAUAGCGGGUUGUUGCCUCGAGCCGUCAUAUCACAGCAGCAGAACCAGGAUCAAACCCAGGGAGUGCAUUACUAUAACAUUCCACCUCCUCCUCAGCAAGAUAGAAGCUACUAUCCAUCAAUGGAUCCUCAAAGAAUGGGUGCUGUUAUUCCAUCCCAAGAUGCUGGUCCUCCUGGUGGGGCCGCUGGGACAGGAGAGAACAACAAACCCAGUAUGGAGAAGCAGCAAAUGCAGCAUUUUGCCCAUCCAAUGAUGCCUCCACCACCUGGGCAAUAUCACCAUCAUCAGUAUUAUCCCCCUCCGGCGUACGGUUAUAUGCCACCUGUACCUUCUUAUCAACAGUACCCGCCACCACCAUACAACCCUGGGAUGGCUACAUCUCAGCCACCACCAGCGGUAAAUCAGCCGUAUCAGCAAGCUAUGCAGCCAGGAUCAUCUGCUCCCUCAGGGUCUGCACCGGCUGCACUGGCACCGGCAGAAGCAGGAACGUCAACCUCGGCCUCACAGUAGCAGUGGAAUUUCUCAUAUGCUGAUGUUCAUCUCUAUGCUUUUUUCCUGCUUAAAAUCGCCAUACUGACAGGGAAGAUGCUCUUGUAUCACGAGUUCUCAUCUAGUAGAGUGCUGAUAUGCCAUUUGGGCUUUUGUGGCUUAAACCAGAUGUUCUGCGAUUUAAUUUUGUGCAUUUGGUACUCUUGCUUUCCCUUGCAACAGCUUUGUAUGUUUUGAUUAGAAAGAGUUACUAAAUUAGAUAAAAAUUGCCAA